Messenger RNA from Dufourea novaeangliae, 7297 nucleotides. RefSeq names its product voltage-dependent calcium channel type A subunit alpha-1 (gene Cac). Gene Ontology annotation, biological process: calcium ion import across plasma membrane; chemical synaptic transmission. Gene Ontology annotation, cellular component: voltage-gated calcium channel complex; membrane. Bases 715 to 6393 code for a protein of 1892 amino acids. Gene Ontology annotation, molecular function: high voltage-gated calcium channel activity; calcium ion binding. NCBI's taxonomy places the organism in Eukaryota, Metazoa, Arthropoda, Insecta, Hymenoptera, Halictidae. The transcript has 32 exons. The record is from RefSeq and is a predicted model, not a curated record.
AGAAGGAGAGGAAGAGAGGUGCUGGUGGAAGACGAGGAAGAAGAAAAGGAAGGUAGUAGCUUGUCCCGUCGUCGAGAUCGAGAGAGUUUAGAGUUUAGGAGAGAGCCAGAGCAAUCCCCCCUCUCUUCUUUUUCUUUCUCUCUCUCUCUCUGUCUCUCUCUCUCCCUCUCUCCAGUCUCUUCGAGUCUCUGCGAGGGAUCGUUUUUGCGCGAAUCGUGCGUGCGGUCAACCGGAAGAAGAAACGAAUAAGAACGGCGCCGUGUACGCGGUGCUCGAAGAAGAAGAAGAAGACGAAGCAAAGGAUAAAGGAUUAUCGAAACGGAGGUGGUGGUAUGUGGUGAUAUCGAAUCUUUUCUUUUUUUCUUUUCUUUUCGUUUCCUUCUCGUUCUACACGGUCGUUCGUUGAUCGUUCGUUACGAGGAAGGGCUACUGUGUUCGUCGAGGAGACGGAGCCGUUCGUCGAGUGGUGGUGUGGUUUGUCUUAAAGUGGUGCCUCAGCACGAAGAGGGAAUCGCCAGCAGGGCAGAGGCUCGAACGCAUGUAGGAACAUGGCCGCAACCAGCCCCUGCCUCCCUCUAGAGGUUGGCAGCGCACGAGGCGGCACAAAGGGACCCUGGAUACGCGAGUCAGUACAGGAGAAGGCCGAGGUUGGCCGGACUGAGUGGUCUCGGUGACUGGACUAGCUUUGGAGGGGAGGUACCUGGUCUGGUGGACAUGGCGCCAGGCCGGGAUCAGGGCGGAGGGGCGGGUGGCGGUGGGGGAGGCGGCAAGGGCACCACGUCGUUGUUCAUCCUCUCGGAGGAUAACUGCAUCCGGAAGCAUACCCGGUUCAUAAUCGAGUGGCCGCCCUUCGAGUACGCCGUCCUGCUCACCAUCAUCGCCAAUUGCGUGGUCCUCGCUCUCGAGGAACACCUGCCCAAGCACGACAAGACCAUACUCGCGCAGAAGCUCGAGGCCACCGAAAUCUAUUUCCUCGGGAUCUUCUGCGUCGAGGCGAGCCUCAAGAUCCUCGCCCUUGGCUUCGUCCUCCACCGUGGCUCCUAUCUGCGCAACAUCUGGAACAUCAUGGAUUUCUUCGUCGUGGUGACCGGGUCGAUGACCGUGUUCGCCGAAACAAACGUGGACGUCGACCUGCGUAUGCUACGUUCCUUCAGGGUCCUCAGACCGCUAAAGCUGGUUUCGAAAAUUCCAAGUCUCCAGGUGGUGCUCAAGUCUAUUAUCAAGGCGAUGGCUCCGCUUCUGCAGAUCGGCUUGCUGGUGCUGUUCGCCAUCGUGAUAUUCGCCAUCAUCGGCCUCGAGUUUUAUUCGGGAACCCUGCAUAAAACGUGUUACAGCAUCCGGGAUAUCAAUUUUAUCAUGAAGGACGGCGAACAGCCGAGCCCGUGUAACACGGACAACAAAAUAGAGGCGCCGUUCGGGGCCCACGUGUGCGACGCGAACGUCUCGACGUGCAUGGAUCACUGGGAGGGACCAAACUUCGGCAUCACCAGCUUCGACAACAUCGGAUUCGCCAUGCUCACUGUCUUCCAGUGUAUCACUAUGGAGGGCUGGACUGCCAUAUUGUACUGGGUAAAGGACGCUCUUGGCAGCACGUACAACUGGAUUUACUUUAUACCAUUGAUCGUCCUUGGCUCAUUCUUCAUGCUGAACUUAGUUCUCGGUGUUUUGAGCGGAGAGUUUGCAAAGGAGAGAGAGAAGGUGGAGAACCGGCAGUCGUUCCUGAAAUUACGGAGACAGCAGCAGCUCGAGCACGAACUGAUCUGCUACCUGAACUGGAUCUGCAAAGCAGAGGAGGUAAUACUCGCGGAAGAAAGGACCACGGAAGAGGAGAAGCUGCACAUAUUAGAAGGAAGAAGAAGAGCCGCGGCCAAAAAGAAGAGACUGAAGAACCUUGGGAAAAGUAAAAGCACGGACACAGAGGAAGAGGAGGGCGAUGACGACCAGGACGACGGGUACUCGAGAUCAUCCUACAUCAAGUCGAGGGUGGAGGACAAAGGUACCUGCGCGCAAUUCUGGCGGGCGGAGAUGAGGUUCAGGUUUUGGAUCCGAAAGUCCGUGAAAUCGCAGAAGUUCUACUGGUUCGUUAUCGUUCUUGUGUUCUUCAACACCGUGUGCGUAGCCGUCGAGCAUUACGGUCAGCCGCAGUGGCUUACCGAUUUUCUCUACUUUGCGGAGUUCGUGUUCCUGGCGCUGUUCAUGAUGGAAAUGUUCAUUAAAGUGUACGCGCUCGGCCCUCGCACAUACUUCGACUCGAGCUUCAAUCGUUUCGACUGCGUCGUCAUCUCGGGAUCGAUCUUCGAAGUGAUCUGGUCCGCGUUGAAGUCCGGAUCAUUCGGUCUCUCCGUCCUACGUGCCCUUAGACUCCUGCGAAUUUUUAAGGUCACCAAAUACUGGAAGAGCCUGAGGAACCUCGUAAUAUCGCUGCUCAACUCGAUGCGUAGCAUCAUCUCCCUGCUCUUCCUGCUCUUCCUCUUCAUUCUCAUAUUCGCGCUGCUCGGCAUGCAGCUGUUCGGUGGCCAAUUCAAUUUCGAUUACGGCACGCCGCCCACGAACUUCAACACCUUUCCCAUCGCGCUGCUCACUGUCUUCCAGAUCCUGACCGGAGAAGAUUGGAACGAAGUGAUGUACCAGGGUAUCGAGUCGCAAGGUGGUCACAGGAGGGGCAUGGUGUACUCGCUCUACUUCAUCGUGCUGGUGCUCUUCGGCAACUACACGCUGCUGAACGUGUUCUUGGCUAUCGCCGUCGACAAUCUGGCGAACGCACAGGAGCUGAGCGCCGCCGAGGACGAGCAGCAAGUCGAGGACAAGGAGAAGCAGGCUCAGGAACUCGAAAAGGAAAUCGAGUCCCUGCAGAAGCCCAAAGACGGUAACGCGCCCAAAGUGGAAAUCUGCCCUCCGAGUCCGAACCAGAAUUUCAAAGACGGAAAAGGUGGGAAACAGUCGUCCGAAGAGAAGAAGCAGGAUGAAGAAGAUGACACGGGACCAAAACCAAUGCUGCCAUACUCCUCCAUGUUUAUACUGUCCCCUACGAAUCCCAUACGAAGGGCCGCCCAUUGGGUCGUCAACCUGAGGUACUUCGACUUCUUCAUAAUGGUGGUGAUAUCGUUGUCGAGUAUCGCGUUAGCCGCCGAAGAUCCCGUUUGGGAGGACUCGCCGAGGAACGAGGUUCUGAAUUAUUUCGACUACGCGUUCACCGGUGUCUUCACCGUCGAGAUGAUACUGAAGAUCAUCGAUCUCGGCAUCAUACUUCACCCGGGCUCGUAUCUGCGCGAGUUCUGGAACAUUAUGGACGCAGUGGUGGUGAUAUGCGCCGCGGUUUCGUUCGCCUUCAACAUGACCGGUAGUUCCGCCGGACAGAAUCUCUCGACGAUCAAGUCGCUGAGAGUGCUUCGAGUGCUCAGGCCGUUAAAAACGAUUAAAAGGGUGCCGAAGCUGAAGGCGGUCUUCGACUGCGUGGUGAACAGUCUGAAAAACGUCAUUAACAUUCUCAUAGUGUAUAUAUUGUUCCAAUUCAUUUUCGCUGUAAUCGCGGUGCAGCUGUUCAACGGCAAGUUCUUCUACUGCACUGACGAGAGCAAGUAUACGGAACAGGAUUGCCAGGGUCAAUAUUUCGUUUUCGAAGAGGGCGCCAUGCUGCCGGAACCGAAGAAACGCGAAUGGCAUACACAGUGUUUUCACUACGACAACGUGAUGGCCGCGAUGCUAACGUUGUUCGCGGUGCAGACCGGCGAGGGUUGGCCGCAGAUCCUGCAGAACUCGAUGGCGGCCACGUACGAGGACAAGGGUCCCAUCCAGAAUUUUCGUAUAGAGAUGUCCAUUUUCUACAUCGUCUACUUCAUCGUCUUUCCAUUCUUCUUCGUCAACAUCUUCGUGGCCUUGAUUAUCAUCACGUUCCAGGAGCAAGGAGAGGCCGAACUGCAAGACGGCGAAAUCGACAAGAAUCAGAAAUCUUGCAUAGACUUCACGAUACAAGCUCGACCGCUGGAAAGGUACAUGCCGAAAGAGCGCAACAGCGUAAAGUACAAAAUAUGGAGGAUAGUGGUAUCGACGCCGUUCGAAUAUUUUAUCAUGGGUCUCAUCGUAUUAAACACUUUACUACUCAUGAUGAAGUUCCAUCGGCAAAGCGACGCGUACAAGAACACGCUGAAGUACAUGAACAUGUGCUUCACGGGGAUGUUCACCGUCGAGUGCAUACUGAAGAUCGCCGCUUUCGGCGUGAGGAACUUCUUCAAGGACGCCUGGAACACGUUCGACUUCAUCACGGUGAUCGGCAGCAUCGUGGACGCCCUCGUGAUCGAAUUCGGGGAGAACUUUAUCAACGUCGGAUUCCUGAGGCUGUUCCGUGCCGCCAGGCUGAUCAAACUACUCAGGCAGGGUUACACGAUACGAAUUUUACUCUGGACCUUUGUACAAUCCUUUAAAGCUCUGCCUUACGUUUGUCUCCUCAUCGCGAUGCUGUUUUUCAUCUACGCUAUCAUCGGUAUGCAGGUAUUCGGUAACAUCGCGCUGGAUCCCGAGAGUUCUAUUACCAAGCACAACAAUUUCCAAAGCUUCAUUCAAGGUCUGAUGUUGCUUUUUCGAUGCGCGACCGGCGAGGCUUGGCCGAACAUCAUGCUGUCCUGCAUCAAGGGUCGACCGUGCGACGUGAAGGCCGGCAAACAGGAGCCAGGCGGCUGUGGCUCGAACAUCGCGUACGCUUACUUCGUCUCGUUCAUCUUCUUCUGUUCGUUCCUCAUGCUGAAUCUGUUCGUCGCCGUAAUCAUGGACAACUUCGAUUAUCUCACGAGAGACUCGUCGAUCCUGGGCGCCCAUCAUUUGGACGAGUUCGUGAGGAUCUGGGCCGAGUACGAUCCGAACGCGACCGGCAAGAUCCAUUACACCGAGAUGUACGAUAUGCUCAAGAACAUGGAUCCGCCUUUGGGGUUUGGUAACAAGUGCCCGAACAGGCUCGCCUACAAGAAGCUGAUCAGGAUGAACAUGCCGGUGGACGUCGACGGAAAAGUGAACUUCACCACCACGCUGUUCGCCCUGAUUCGUGAGAAUCUUAGCAUAAAAAUGAGACGCGCGAACGAAAUGAAGCAGGCGAACGAAGAACUGAGAGACGCGAUCAGAAGUAUCUGGCCUCUGCAGGCGAAAAAGAUGUUGGACCUUUUGAUACCCAGGAGCGAAGAACUAGGCAGAGAUAAGCUGACCGUUGGUAAGAUAUACGUCUGCCUUCUGAUACUCGAAAGUUGGAGGACGACCAGGUUUGGUCAGAUAGAGUCGACCGGACAGCAAUCGGCCUUCCUCAACUGCAUACUGGACGUGACGGCCGUGAAUCACGCCGGAAAUAGUCACGGGAGCGGAAGUAGGGCGAACAGCCUCGAGCCGGUGGUACGGCCGACACCGGACACGAAGCACGAUCAACAGAAGGAGCUCAGGGAGGAAGACGAAGGGACCCUCGGGGUCCUCGCAGCCGCCGAGCACAGACGUCAACGUAGCAUCAGAAAUAAAAAGAUGGAGCUUCAAGACGUCGUAGUCAGCGACUCGCGAGCCGGCAGCCUCGAGAGUCUCACUCACGCCGGCGAGAGACUUCAUCCGCCCGCCCAUCCAGCUAGACACGCUUCGCGUUCACCGAGCUUAAGAAGACACUCGCCGGUUGUGCACGAGUCGCAAUCGCCGCGGCGAACUAGGCACGAUCAUCACGCUUACUAUCACCACGAAGGACCAGGAUUCAGCGACACGGUUAGCAACGUCGUCGAGCUUCAGAGACACACCCAUCAUCCUCAGGCGUCACAGUACAAUCAUCGGCACAGGAUGAGAGACUAUUACGACCACUGCGACUAUUACGACGAUGGUCCGUGGAGCGCGUCGACGAGUCCUGCGAGGACACCCAGUCCAAUUCAUCACAUCGAACGAGGCCGUCACUACGGGACGACCAGCUUGGAGCAACGUUCGAGAAGCCCGAGUCCCAUCGGCGGUCGUCAGCCCGCGCAUUCGCACCAGCAUUAUCAUCGUCAUCAUCCCCAUCAGCACAGCUAUCCGGUACUGGUGACGAGAAGGGAACACCGUCGUCGGCUGCCACCGACACCGAACAAGCCCUCGACCUUGCAGCUCAAGCCGGCUAACAUAAACUUCCCGAAGUUGAACGCCUCGCCGACUCACGGACCCCACAUGCUCGGCCCACACGUGCCGAUCCCACCUGGCGUGCAGCACCCACCGCCUGGACACGUGCCAGGGAUGCAACCGCCGCCGAGCCACUGUCCUCUGAGCUUCGAGCAAGCCGUGGCGAUGGGCCGUGGAGGUCGUCUAUUGCCGAGUCCUGUGCCGAACGGUUAUAAGCCGCAGCCGCAGGCCAAACAGAGGACGCCCAGGUCGAGACACUCGGACAGCGACGAGGACGACUGGUGCUAGCCAAAGUGGGACCCUGGACGGUGGUCCGGUGACGUGGACGCCCCCAGGCGUCUUUGGGUUUGCGCGUGAAUCUUCCGUAACGGAAGGCGCAUCAAUCGAGCCGCGAAUACGGGAGCGGUGAAUGCCGAUCGACCAGAUUGGAGCUCGGGAACUUGGUCGGUUCCGAGUCAGAAGUCUGAGUUCCACGUGUCUAAACGAAAGGUGUACGCGACUGGAUCUCGCGAGACAGAAGGACAUAGGAACAGGGCGGAGGACAAGGUACCGCGCCUCGAAGUCACCAAGCAGUGUCCGGAGAUUCGUCCGGAGAAACGAUUCUCGAGGGACGGCAGAGAGGAGAUAGACGACGAACGUCCGGAGAUCGAGAGUUCAUACGAGAAUACGCGACCGAAACGAGAGCAACAUCGGAUGAUCGUUACAGGGACAACCAAACGAAACGCACGUAUAACGAAUAAUCGUCGCGGCAACAUCGACGAGGACGGUGUGCCGUGACAACGACGAUCGAAACGUCGCGUCGACUCGAACGUUCAUACGAGGAACGGACACCGACGAACGCCGCUACUCGUUGCGGUGGCCUCGUCAAAAAUCACAGUGUCGAAUGUACAGCGCCGGAUGCUACGAAACUUUUCCCUACUUUCACGCGAUACUUCUUCUUUUCGUCUCGAACUUCGAAGCUUCCUCCGCUGUGCUUUUUAAUCGACGGACCGAGCCGAGGAGGAUCCACUUUUUAUACAAUUCAACGGUCGAGCGUCUGCUUCGGAUUCUAUUUUCGUGCGGACCUGCCGAUUCUAUGAUACCGAGCUGCUCGUCGUCACGCGGGAACGCGCGACGCCCUCUCUCCGUGUCGUCACGGAACCAACAAGAUUUCAAUAGCCCGGAGGGUUUCGUCGACGACACCAGAACGCCC